AGUGUGCCGCUCCGUUCGUGCCAGCCAGCUGUUAGAAGGUAAAGGAUCUGAGCUCUUCUUCCAUUGAAGGCAAUGCGCAUUGGACUGCCCGGUGCAGAAUCCCUGCGAGGUGGAUCAUUGAAAGCUUUAGUUGUGACGGUGCUCCUGAGUGUGUUUAUGUUCCAGCUGCUGAGGACUGUUGGACUGAGGGCGUUUUCCAUGGCAUCUGAGACGUACACGUCGGGCACACACUCUGCCGCUUUCGUCACUUGUCCGAACGACACAGUGGCCAAAGACUUGGCAAGGGGAAUUGUGGAAAAGAAGCUAGCUGCUUGUGUCAACAUCGUCCCAGCAAUUACAUCUGUAUAUGAAUGGCAGGGUAAGAUUGAAGAGGACAAUGAAGUGCUACUGAUGAUUAAAACAAGAAGUUCCAAAGUGCCCGCUCUUGCCGAAUAUGUCCGCUCUAACCAUCCUUAUGAGGUGGCCGAGGUCAUCAGCCUGCCUAUCGACCAGGGCAACCUGCCCUACCUCAAGUGGAUCGGAGAAAUAGUCCCUGAGUAAGGAUGAAUGAAUUAUAAUUCAUGGGUGGAUGUUUAAAAAACGUGCAUACACACUCACAGUUUCCCUGCAAAGAGAAAUCAAGAUUGUCCAGAUCUGUGAAAAUACAUUAGAGCAAGAGUCACAAGACAAAUGCCCAUCAUGUGAAUAAGUUGGGCGCUUUAAAAUGAUUAAAAUAAAAACACAGCUAAAAUAUGUCAUUUUUGCUGCGUUUCACAGUUGAGUCCUGUUAGAGCUAAAUGUGUUUCUCUCCCUGUAUGUUUAACACUAGAGGGCAGCCUUUGUCUUUAAUUUUCAAAGUGAUCCAGGUGCAGAAUAAACUGCUGCAGCCUGUCUGAAGCUGCCACUAAAAUGUUUGAAAUGACAUCAGUUACAUUUUUCAUUUCAUUUGAGAAAGACACAUUUUUGCAAUAAACUGAAGGAUUAUUUUUUAAUUGUUUUCAAGUCUGUCUUGGUGAACAACAUACAGUAAAAUUGAGGUCAUGGUGACAAUAUUUCAAUAGGUACAUGUAACGUCCAUAUUACAUACUGUAUACAUAUAGACAGCGCAGUAGUCCAAGUGACACAAUUGCAUACAACAAGUUUUAUAAAGAGACAAAAAAUAUUUACAAAGUAAUAUCAAUCGUAGUGCAGCAUGGUGGUUAAUGCUGUCACCUCCCAGCAAAAAGGUUCUGUUUGAGGUUUACAUAUUCUCCCCAUACCCUCACGGGUUAUCUACAGUGUGCUCCGGUUUCCUCCCACAUGCUAAGACAUGCAUGUCAACUUAAUUGGAGACUUCAGAGGAAUAAAGUGACAUUCAAUACGUUCACAUGAUGUUCGAAAAAGUUGAAUUAUUGUGUUAGUCUGACUAAAACUGGACUUUUGUAAUACAUGUAAACACGUUAGUCAGACUGAAAUCACUCUGAGUCAAAUUUCGCCUCAGACCCAAACUGGCUUAGGCAUUCUCUGCAUGCUCCAUAGUUCCUGCUCUGUGCUUUGGCUGCAUACAUUUGUAGAAGAAAGCUGGGAAAAAACGAAAUUAGAAGAAAAAAAGACGAAAACAAGAAAAGAUAGUGCUUAGAGUACAUACUGUAACACAAUAUAGGUUGACCAGCUGAAGGUCCAGUAGCAACUAGCUGAAAGGGGGCAUAUUGCCACAUACCAUUGCGGAGCUGGACAUACCUCUGUCAUUAAGUCAGUCCUCUCCCAGGGCUUGUAUACUGGGACAAGGACGACGGCAGAGUGGAGCUUUAAUCGUAGCUCGACUAAACUGUGCAUGUUUACAUACUGAGUGGUUGCCUGUAUGUAUGUGUCUGUAUGGCUGCAGCCCCCUCGCAACCUUACAAAAGGAUAAGCCGGUAUAGCUAAUGGAUGAUGUUUAGAAUAUCAUCUGUAAACAUUUAUUUAGCCCGCUCUCACCCCUUUUCACUUGGCUUUGUAUUUUACCAGUGCUCUGACAACAUUCAAAUAAUAUAUUUGAAUACAAACACUGAUUCUAGAAAACAAUCUGAAAAAAAAACAAACAAGUAUGCAACAAAUUAGCUUGAUAUUAGGGUUUACCUGAAUACUCAGAUGGAAUGAGUACCCGGUACAGAUAAAGUACUUUAUAAGAGUAGCAGUAUCAUCUGAGUACAAUGUGUACAUAUCUGCUCUCAUGAUGAUGGAAAAUCCUCAUUUGGGUUGCUGUGUUCAAUCUCUUAUGAUCAAAAAUGCUGUCUGUUAAAUUCAUUUGUAAUAAAUUAUAUCACAGCUUAUCAACCCAUAUCAUUUUAAGGCAAAAAUAACAUUUUCAGGUUAGGUCCCACCCUUUUCCGCUUAAAGCCCAGCACACGUCCAGUUUAAACCCCGUCUGCUCCAAUUACAAACACGGACACGGACAAUUUAGCUGAUUGAACAGAUACAGAUAGCGGUGUAGUUGCUCAUCCCUGCACAAUAUAACCUGCAGAUGUGAAAUUUGACUUCAGUGUUUGAACCUUAAUUAAAUUAGACAUAAAAUAUAAAAUUCACAAUACAUCACAAAACGCACACCUACUAUUUAAGCCGUCAUAACCAACAGAUUUGCUUUACCUUAAAGUAAGAAAGCAGAGA
Molecule: messenger RNA, 2604 nt
Organism: Plectropomus leopardus (leopard coralgrouper)
Lineage: Eukaryota; Metazoa; Chordata; Actinopteri; Perciformes; Serranidae
Product: protein CutA homolog
Biological process (GO): response to metal ion
Molecular function (GO): copper ion binding
Source: RefSeq, a predicted model, not a curated record